Messenger RNA from Closterium sp. Yama58-4, 2085 nucleotides. NCBI's taxonomy places the organism in Eukaryota, Viridiplantae, Streptophyta, Zygnematophyceae, Desmidiales, Closteriaceae. The record is from the annotation of a GenBank genome assembly.
AUGCCUGGAGCUCAGAAGCAUAUUUUCAGAGCUUUUACCACCAAGAGCGCGACCCGAACUGUUUCUGGGGUCAAUAGCGCGUCCACCUCUAUCGAGGAUGAAUACUACGCUGGAUCCAAGGUCAAGAAAGCGUGCGCGAAACGCGGCAGGGUGGUCCGCACGGAUCCCGACGCGACCGACGACUCGUCGGAGGACGAGAGCUGCAGCCCCGCUACCAAGCGAUGGGUGAAGCCCGCCGCGCCGCAGGUGUUUAUCACGCACGGCGUCGAUUCUGAGAGCGACAACGAAACGAACGUCACGGCACCGGGCAGCACCGCCACCGCCGUCGGCCCCUGCGGCCUCGCUACUACUCCGUUCGUCCCUCCGCCUUUCGCGCCGAAUUACCCGCCGGGUCAGCCGCUUCAGUACAUGCCCCAAUUUGCCCCCGCUUCUGGCGCAUACGCCUAUAGUCCCUACUAUCCACAUGCCGUUCCUCCCGCCAAGAUGGGGAGUGGCUGUCAGAAGCGGAGGUCGCCUCCGUCGCCGCCGUCGCCGCCGUCUCAAGCUACUUCUACCGCCGCAUCUGCCGCCGCGGCCGCCGCCGCCGCGGUUGUCGCUAGCCCGGCCGGUGCCGCCGUUGCUAGUGCGGCUGCGGCGUAUCGCGGGAUGACGUCAUUCUCUCCCAACGGCAUCGCCGUCGGCAUGGGGGGGGGCUUUCCUCCCGCGCACCAUCUCGCGCGCGUGAAUUACGGCGUCUAUUACGGACACAUGGGCGGCAUGCAGACUCCUGCGGCUCGCCUCUUUCCAGGCCCUUCUGCGGCUUCCUCUGUUGCUAGCCCUCCCCCAGCCGCUGCAUCUGCCGCCGCCGCCGCCGCAGCGGGUGCAGUAGGUCCGUUUGCGUUCGAUUACCUGCCCAUGCACUGGAUGGGGAACUCUCAUAUGGGAUACCUCCCCGCGCUGCCUUCCCCGCAUCUCACGGCGCAAGUGAUGCCGCAGAUGCCGCCGGGCGCGGCGGAGUUCAUGUACAUGCAGUACGCCGCGGCGCAGGGGCAGUGCGGCGCGCAGCAGUUCGCGGCGGCGGCGGGCGGUCUGCCGGCCAUCAGCCCGGCCGUUAGCUCUGACGGCAGCGCGGUCGGCGCGGCGGCCAUGCAGGCGAGGCUGCGCGUGGGGAAGGGGAAGAAAGCAGACGCGCGGGAGAAGCAGCAGCGGUACCGGGGGGUGCGCCAGCGCCCGUGGGGGAAGUGGGCGGCGGAGAUCCGCGAUCCCGCGCGCGGCGUGCGCCUGUGGCUGGGGACGUACGAUACCGCGGAGGACGCCGCGCGCGCGUACGACGCAGCCGCGCGCGCCAUCCGCGGGGCGGAGGCGCAGACGAAUUUCGCGGGGGAAGACUCCGCGGACGGCGGAGCGGGAGACGUUCUUGGCGCAGGUUCUGCCGCGGCAGGCGCGGGCGCGGGCGGAGCUGGCGGAAAGGCGGCGGUUUCUGGUGCAGGCGGUGCUGGUGGCGCCAUACCCGCUGUAGUGCGCACCAAGAAGAACAGCAAGGCGCACAAGUACAUGCAGGGCUAUUGCAGCGAUACUGAGAGCAUCCUCAGCGAAGUGGCCUCCGAAAUCUCAUCCUGCACCAAGUCGUCCUCCUGCAACAACCUUUCCUCUGCGCUCUCAUCUGCCCCUUCAUCUGCCCCGGCGUCGCCUGAACUCAAGACCACUUCUCCUGCCCCAGCUGCACCCCCCUCACCCAACCCCCUCUCCUCCACCACCCCAUCUACCGACUCAGACCUCCUCUUUCUCCUCCCAGAGCCUCUCACUCACUCUGCUUCAGCCCCCGAGUUCGUCUCUUGCCAUGCCGUCAACAUCCCAGCAGCAAUUGCAGAAAAGAAAUCGGAGGCGUCAGAAUUGCAGGAAACCGGCUUGCAGGGAGGAUCAGCAGCAGAAGAAGAGGAGUUUCCCGUGUCUGAGCUUGAUGCCGAGACCUUUUCUUUCGGUCUGGAUGAGGUGUGUGGCGGUGCUGGUGGCGCUGGUGCUGACGGUGGUGCUCCGUUUUGGGACCUUGACGUUCCGCCGUACCUUGAAACGAACGAGAUUGGCCUGGACAGCAUUUUAUGGUAA